Ipomoea nil (Japanese morning glory) is the source of this 2000-nucleotide messenger RNA. Its product is annotated as stomatal closure-related actin-binding protein 2-like. Bases 285 to 1772 code for a protein of 495 amino acids. Gene Ontology annotation, molecular function: actin binding. Gene Ontology annotation, biological process: actin filament organization; regulation of stomatal movement. NCBI's taxonomy places the organism in Eukaryota, Viridiplantae, Streptophyta, Magnoliopsida, Solanales, Convolvulaceae. The transcript has 14 exons. The record is from RefSeq and is a predicted model, not a curated record.
UGCAGAAUGGUUUGUUGGUUGCUACAGAGCAAAGACUGUUUUACAGCCAAUUUUGGAGUGUGCGUAGUUAUUGUCGAGGUAGACCACAGCGCAGUCUUCAAAGCAGAGAGAGAGAGAGAGAGAGAGAGAGAGAGAGAGAGAGAGGUGGGGGAAAAUACAAUAGUCUGGUAAACUGGUUGGGGUUUUGAAGAGGAAGAAGGAGAAGAUCAUUACAGUUUAUGAUGAAUAUGUGCUGCUGAUAUUUCCCUCCUGCAUUUCCCUUCUACUUUAACAUAACUGGGAAGAUGACGAAGGUAAGUCCAGAAUUUGUAGGGGGCGAGGUGCAGAUGUACACAUUUAAAUCGGUGUCAGCAGACGUGAGCUUUGCUUCUAAUCAGUUCCCCAAAUAUAAGUUGGGGCCUGAUUUUCAAAUUUUAGAGGAGGCGUUAUUGGAAAACAAAGGCCCAUCCCUAAAGGAGGUUGUCGAGGAAGAAACUACUAGGCUAACAGAGCAACACAAGCGUCUCUCUGUUCGUGACCUGGCUAGCAAAUUUGACAAGAAUUUGUCGUCUGCUGCUAAAUUGGCUAAUGAGGCUAAACUAAGAGAUGCACCUUCUUUAGAGGGACACGUACUUUUGAAGAAACUAAGAGAUGCACUGGAAACUCUGAAAGGAAGAUUGGCAGGUCGGAAUAAAGAGGAUGUCGAGAUAGCUAUUGCUAUGGUGGAAGCCUUGGCUGUAAGGUUAACUCAAAAAGAAGGAGAUCUGAUACAAGAAAAGUUCGAAGUGAACAAACUUGUGAGCAUUCUAAAGCAGGCUUCAGAAGAUGCUAAAAAGCUGGUUAAUCAAGAAAGAUCGUUUGCUUGUGCUGAAAUUGAGAGUGCUAGGGCAGUUGUGCAAAGAAUCGGUGAAGCACUCGAAGAACAAGAGAUAAAUUCUCAAGUUUCGGGGAAACAGCAGGAAGUCGAGGAAUUAAUGGAGGAGAUUCAAGAAGCUAGAAGAAUUAGAGUCUUGCAUCAGCCCAGCAAGGUGAUGGACAUGGAACACGAACUCAGAGCACUGAGAAUUCAACUUAAUGAGAAGUCUGUGGUUUCGUUUAAGCUUCAAAAUGAGUUAGCAAUGAGCAAGAGAACGGAGCAAAACAAGUCUCAAUUGUAUCGAAUAAUUGGCUCAGAAAGCGUGGGCUCAAUUCUACGAAUCCAGCCAUGCUCAGACGAAGCUGUUGAUCUUUCAAAAUGUUCGAUUCAGUGGUAUCGUUUAUCAUCUGAAUGCAGCAGAAGGGAACCUAUUUUAGGUGCGGAUAAAUCUGUUUAUGCUCCUGAACCUAUUGAUGUUGGACGAGUUCUUGAAGCUGAUAUCGUCUCAAAUGGCCUAAAGGCCUCGGUCACGACUAUUGGCCAAAUAGAUCAAGCUGCUGGACUGGGGAAUUAUGUCGAGACACUUCUUCGGAAAUCAAAUACUGAAUUCAGUGUGGUUAUUGCCCAGAUGAACGGAAGGAACUAUUCAUCGCGCUCGAUUCAUUCAUUUCAUGUUGGGAAAAUGAGGAUGAAGCUAAACAAGGGAUGGAUUACGAAAGCUAGAGAUUCUUAUUCCGGGUCUAUGCAGCUGUGCGGGUUCAGAGGGGGAGGAAACUCGGCAGCAAAGUCAUUGUUCUGGCAACCGCGAAAAGGACAGUCCUUCGUACUGGUCUUUGACUCGGAGCGAGAAAGAAACGGAGCUCUAGUCGUGGCCAGGAAACACGCUCUCGAAUGCAACGUGAAUCUUGCUGGCCCGGACGACGAUGCUUUGCUGUGAAUCUAACUGGUGUUUCAUUUAUUACACUUUUUUUUUUUUUUUUUUUUUUUUUUUUUGGGUUUUAAGGGAAUUUGAUUGAUUUGUGUGUGGUGAUGAAAGAUGGCUUGCUGUUUUGUUAUUACUACUAAUGAGUUACAUCCAUGAGGCAUUUGUUUUAUUGUUUGCCCAAUCAAGGGUUGUAACCACUUUUACUAAUCAAUGGUUCAUUUUUCAAGUGUUACAGUUUUU